This is a messenger RNA of Ascochyta rabiei, 1926 nucleotides long. RefSeq lists its product as uncharacterized. Bases 1 to 1926 code for a protein of 641 amino acids. Lineage: Eukaryota; Fungi; Ascomycota; Dothideomycetes; Pleosporales; Didymellaceae. The record is from RefSeq and is a predicted model, not a curated record. The transcript has 7 exons. Gene Ontology annotation, biological process: DNA-templated transcription. Gene Ontology annotation, molecular function: DNA binding; zinc ion binding.
AUGAAGCGGAAGAACGAGGAGAUGCAGGGUGAGCUGUCGAAUCUGCGCCAGUUGUAUGACUUCCUUCGACUGCGACCUGAGCAGGAAGCCCUGGAGGUCCUCAAGCGCAUCAGAUCAAACUCCCCGGACGUACCUCCCUCCCAACGCAUUUCAGAGCUGGCAGAGUUUGUCCGCCAUGGAAACUCGCUCACUCAUCAGCCUUUGCACACACCGCCUUUAAGCAAUCGUGAGCGCGAAUCUGCUCUCUCUGUGACACUUCCUCCACUUCGCCAGGCCCUGGAUUCUUCUGGCGCGAUGAAGCCCUACACUCUACCCUAUCUUGGUAUACACAAAAUGGGCUAUGACGGUCCAGCUACCCAACGGCGGAGACACACCCAAGAUCUGUCAGCUCGCACAGAGAGCCAAAGCUCUCUGCCUCGACCCACUUCCAUUGAGGCCAUACUACAGACUCCUUCGUCUGCGGCUGCGGAUGACCUGGCUGCAGAUCCAAGGCUGAGGUACAUUGGCAACUGGACAGGCGUUACCGAUGAUACCGGUUUCCUGGCCCAUCUCUUCAUGACAUGGACUGAGAGAGAGCACAUCUACUACCAUUUCUUGGACCGGGAGGCGUUUCUUGCGGAUCUGUCGUGCAACCGUAGCGAUUUCUGUUCAGAACUUCUUGUUAACGUCGUGCUUGUUUCCGCUUGUUUCCACUCGUCCUUGGUCAAGGACCGUAACAAGCCAUUCUCGGAAUCUUCAAUUCAAACUUCCUUCUACCACGAGGCGAGGCGACUAUGGGAUCUUGAGAAAGACAGGGACAGCCUGACCAAAGUGCAAGCUGGUAUGAUUUUCUAUCUCGUGCUUGCCAAGUAUGGCCGAGACAGAGACGGACAACGCUUUCUCCUCGACGCAUGCAAGACUGCUCAGCACCUAGGCCUGUUCUACCAUGAAUCAUCCCACUACAGCACGACACCAUCGCAUGUAUCUGUCGAUAGAUGGGAAAGAGCUCGAGCAGUGACCGCGUGGGCAGUGCACAACUUUCAGCUCUCCAUGUCCAUCACUUACUCUACCCCUGUGAUCAUCACGACGCUUCCUUUGACUCCAAUCCCAUAUCGAGAUACUGAACCCCUCUUCGGCUCCGAAUGCGCACUGCAUACGAUCCUCCUCGAUUGUGUCAGAACGAUACAAGACUAUGAGCACACGAGCCUGCACGAUACGCACAAUGCAGAUCAGAUCGAAGCCUGCUACUCUCGACUAAGAUGUUGGUGGAACUCGCGGCCUGCUAGCUUAGAUCCGGACAGACACCCAACACAAGUAAAUCUUCUUUGCGCAAUGCAAUACAAUGUCAACAUUGUCAAGCUCUUUAGACCCGUUGUGGACCGUGGGACAUCAUCAGAGCAAGGCGCAGCCUAUGUCAAUCGGGCCAGGUCAGCCAUCUCGGCCUCCUUGAAGGAGAUACGACGCGUGGUCAAACUGCACGAUACUCACCAUGGCUGGUCAAACGCCAUCACGUUUGUCCUGCACGGCAUCACGGUCGCGAGCUUUGGAACCCUCGACGAGAUAUCAGACGACGAUUCCAGCCUACCGCAAACCGAAUCGGACGAACGUUACCAAGGCCUAGUUACAUGUUUGCGCGCCUUGACAGUGAUCCUCAGCUACAGUUACUAUGCACAACCAAUCUUCCGACUCCUGACACAGAAGUGCAAGGCGCUAGGCGUAAGGCUGCCUGCUGAAGUACAGGGGGCGCUGGACUAUUGCACAAGCGAGGAGUGGACCAGAAAGGCUGCUGAACUGGUCAGUAGCCAGUUCAUCGCAGACACACGGUCGGUCGCAACCGACGCCGCAAGGCCGACGAUGGAUGCCGUCGUCUCGAGGUGGGAAGACCUCACGCUCGAGGAUGGACGGACGGGAGCGGUGAACAACGGGAAGGAGCGAGCUGAUGCGUGA